AUGUUUCUUGUACUUAAUGAACUCAAGAAUGUAGGUGAAGAUAGACUCGCAAACUUCAACGCUUUGAAAUCAAUUAUUACGGAUAAUGAGAUUAGAAUUAAUGAAAAGAAUCAACCCAGAAGAACAGCUCAGAAUGUUGCCAAUUUCGUUUUCGUAACUAAUAACGUCUACCCCGUCAAAAUUGAAGUUGGAGACAGAAGAUACGUAGUUUUAAGGGUUAAUGGUAAAUUCAAGGGUCAAUUUGAUUACUUCAAGAAUUUAAUGGAUUCAUGCACUAAGGAAUUUUAUGAUAAUUUACUGACGUAUUUUAUGCAAUAUGACCUUUCAUCAUUUAAUGUACGAAUCAUACCGAUGACUGAAGCCAAACAAGAUUUAAUAGAAUUAUCAACAAAUCCUUUAGAUGAAUGGAUAAAUACACAUUAUGAUGAAUUAUGUGCAGGUAUGACGUGUAAAAAUGCUCUAUUCUGCAAACCAUCAGACAUGAAAGACAAAAACUUUCAAAUGAGCAUUAAGGAUAAAUGUGAAAGGAAACAAAGAAAAAUAGAUGGUAAACAAACAUGGUAUUAUGUUUUGAAAGAAGAAAUGAAAGGAUUAUAUAAACAAAUUGAACCAAACGAUAAUGAGGAAUCAUUUACUGACGAUGAAAUACCUGUGAAUGAAGCUUUAUAA
Molecule: messenger RNA, 669 nt
Organism: Trichomonas vaginalis G3
Lineage: Eukaryota; Parabasalia; Trichomonadida; Trichomonadidae
Exons: 1
Coding region: 1-669 (222 amino acids)
Source: RefSeq, a predicted model, not a curated record